This is a messenger RNA of Linum tenue, 675 nucleotides long. Lineage: Eukaryota; Viridiplantae; Streptophyta; Magnoliopsida; Malpighiales; Linaceae. The record is from the annotation of a GenBank genome assembly.
AUGUCAUGCGCGUUCGUCACGCUGGCGCCGAUCUCGCUCCGGUCGCCCUUCGACGACCAUCCCGUCUCCGAAACCACCAUCUCGAUGUCGUCAAACUUCAACGCCGACAUUUUCGCGAAUAUGGUGUCGAUCUGGGCAUCGAAGAAGCUGAAGUACCUCAGCCCGCUGCCGGCGUCGACGACGCCAGGAUUCUCCCGGAAUAGAGCGUACGUAGUCCAACUAGAUGACUUCGAAGUUCGCUUCCUGAGUGACGACAUUAUUAUCGGCCUGAAGGGCCUUGGCCACAACUUCGAGCCAGAUCCCUUACCGACGUUCCUCUGGAAGUGGGAUGCUAUCAACCGCGACCAUAAGCAGCCCUUGAGCAUCUCCGCAUCGACGUCGGGCAAUUGCAGCGAGGUCAGGAGAAACUUCAGGAUGGACAGGAUCGGGUGUCAGAGGAGAUCAACGUUGUCCGCGUUGAGCAAGCGCGGUUGGCGAACGAUUCGCCGUGGGCGAGGGUUCUCACUCUUCCACAAGCAGGAGUUCGACACCGAGCCGGGAACGAAGCCUGGAGUGACGGACGGAGCGCCGGUCAGGAGCAAGGGGCGCAGCGGAGGGAUUGGACGCGGGAUUCCCGUCGGAGCUGGCUGGGAAAAUCUCGCCGUCAAUGGCGAGGAGGAACAGGUCGCCGGCCAA